This is a messenger RNA of Chelmon rostratus (copperband butterflyfish), 422 nucleotides long. Its product is annotated as interferon alpha-inducible protein 27-like protein 2A. Lineage: Eukaryota; Metazoa; Chordata; Actinopteri; Chaetodontiformes; Chaetodontidae. Gene Ontology annotation, biological process: apoptotic signaling pathway. The record is from RefSeq and is a predicted model, not a curated record. The transcript is spliced from 4 exons. Gene Ontology annotation, cellular component: mitochondrion; membrane. The coding region runs from base 3 to 359 and encodes 118 amino acids.
UCAUGUUCUGCCCUAGUUUCGUUUCUCGGGAAGUGCAGCAGUGGAUCAUCAGACGAGAAACUAUGGGCGUUGGUGCAGUUGUCGCCAUUGGAGCAGGAGCAAUAGGCGCCGUGGCCCUGGCUCCUGUCGCUCUGGGAGCCGCGGGGUUCACCUCAGGUGGAAUAGCAGCAGGCUCCAUUGCUGCUAAAAUGAUGUCAGCUGCUGCGGUUGCAAAUGGAGGAGGAGUAGCAGCAGGGAGCACGGUGGCUGUUUUGCAAUCAGCAGGUGCCGCUGGUCUGUCAGGAGCUGCCAGUGCUGCUGUGGCCGGCGCUGGAGGAGCAGUGGGAUGGCUGGCUAGCUUCAUCCCCAGAAGAUCAUGAACAAGAUGAAUCUGAAACAGCUUUGAUGUUGAAGUGUUUUGUGCAAUAAAUCUGCAAAAUCUG